AUGCUCUCUCUCAUCGCCCUCCUCCCCCUCCUGGCCCUCACCUCCGCCACCCCCCUCCCCCGCUCCGACAAAGACUUCUACCAAGGCGUCAAGCUCAAAAACGAAGUCGGCAACUUCGCCUGGUGCCUCACCCCCUACAACGAGCACUGGCACGACGGUACCAACCUCACUUCCAACUAUUGUUCUGAGGGCGAGCUUUGGGAUAUCCAUAGGGGGAGUGGGAGUAUACUUGUGCAUGGGACGGAGUGGGCUUUGGAUUCGGGUACUGCUAAGGAGGAUGGGGAUUGGUUCAAGAUCUGGACCUCUUACCCGGGUAUCGACGCACAGUCUUGGUACUACACCGACGACAAACACAUUACCGUCUUGGGUGGUACACAGUGCAUCCAGGAGACCAUCAGGGGUCCUCGCUCUUUCGCGUGCAAUGACGACCCUUACCAAGUCUACACCAUCGUCUACCCCGGCGACGAGGAGAGCAAGGAGUGA
This is a messenger RNA of Cryptococcus wingfieldii CBS 7118, 483 nucleotides long. RefSeq lists its product as hypothetical. Lineage: Eukaryota; Fungi; Basidiomycota; Tremellomycetes; Tremellales; Cryptococcaceae. The transcript has 4 exons. The record is from RefSeq and is a predicted model, not a curated record. Bases 1 to 483 code for a protein of 160 amino acids.